CUUUGACAGGCAAGCAAGUGAAAGAGGAACAGAGCAGCUGAAGACAUAACCCUUACAACAACUUCCAUCUUUGCAUCAGGAUGCCUGGGAGAGGAGGACAAUCUCUCUCCAUGGUGUGUGUAGAUGUCUGGAUUUUAGCUUUGUCUGUUCUAUCAGUCACGGCUGAUGCCACUUCUCCAGAAGUUACCGGGUCCUGUGAUUCUCAAGGACUUCCAGGAUUUCCAGGGCCCCCAGGCCCUCCAGGGUUUUAUGGUCCUCCAGGGCCCCAAGGCCCCCCAGGAUUGCGAGGACUACCUGGGAUUCCUGGAGACAUUGAGAGAUGCUUGUCUCCCCCUAAAUCCGCCUUUGCAGUGAAGCUGAGUGAUCCCCUCCCAGCCCCCUCCCAGCCCAUUGUCUUCAAGGAAGCCCUGCAUAAUGACCAGGACCACUUCAAUCUUACCACGGGAGUGUUCACCUGCACCAUCCCUGGCGUGUACCGCUUUGGCUUUGACGUUGAGCUAUUCCAGCAUGCUGUGAAGUUAGGGCUCAUGAAGAAUGGCACUCAAAUCCUGGAGAAGGAGUCCGAGGCCAAGGACAAUUAUAGGCAUCUUUCAGGAAAUAUCAUCUUGCAGCUGACAUUGGGAGACAGAGUCUGGCUGGAAUCCAAGCUAGACACAGCAGAGACUGAGAAAGGACCGGUUCAGAGUUUGUUCUUUGGGUAUUUGCUCUAUGGAAACUAUCCUGGCUAAAGGGUAAUGGCACACUUCAAUUCCUCAAGUGGUCCUAAACCUCACAGCAAACUUCCCUCCCCGCCUCCCAAUACUUUUCAGUGAUCAUUGAAUAAAUCACAUUAAGAAUGCCCAAUUUACCCGUGUGAAUAUAACCCUAAAAAGCAGUAAUGAUUAGUUAUCCAUUAACUGGUCAACAAUUUCUUAUUGAAAGCCCAUGAAAGUUCAUGUAUUCUUCUAUACCCUAGGAACUUUGGGGAGAGGGUAGGUCAGGAAACCAGAGCUGGUUGAGGCUGGGGAACCAGGAAAGUCAUCAAGCCUUUUCUAGAUUAUGUCUGAUAGUUUUCACCAGAGGGAAAAAAAUAGUCUUGAUCACAGCCCUGACACCAGUUCAAUUUCACAAUUUAUAGUAUAGCUAGGAAAGCAAAUAUCCCAAAGAGAUGAAGAAAAUUCACACUAAGCUAUGAAUACAAUCUACCAAGUACAUAGUUUGCAUUUGAUGCAUACUGCAUACUUUGAAGAUGGUUUGAGCAGGGAGCAAGGGUACAGAUUAAAGGAAUUAUUUUGUUGCUUAAUAGUCCUCAGAGACUAUGCAGCACCCAUUCUAUCCCUUGUUAAAUUUAUUUCUAACAGAGCUCGAACUUUGGGUUAUCAAUGAACCUAGUUAAGGGCUUGAUCUUCACCCUCUUUGCAAACCAUGGGUCACUUGUGACACCAUCUGGAGAAUGAAAUAUAGUCAGGCAAGCUUCCUGGAUGACUCUUUCAAAGACAAAUCCUCAAGUGACUUGUUCCUUUGGAUUUUUAUCCUUUGCCCUCUACUCUUCCCUCUUCACCCAUCACCCCUCCCCCACUCCCACACCCAAGAAGAUGCAAUGCCAGUGGCAGAAGCAGCCGUUUUGCAAACCUGAGAACAAAAGACAUGUAUUGCUAAGCAGACUGAAGGAGUAGGAAACAGAUCAGAUAAUGUCCUUGCACAGACACACCAGACUCACAGAUGAGAAUGACAAUCCCUGAUUUGAGUACGCCAAUGCAGACUGGCUUCUGUUAGAUGUAGCCAGAUGCAGCCCUGAUAAACCUGUUCUUUUCCUUCGCAGACUUGCUUCUCCCCUAGAGACUUCACCUACCAUCCACUCUCCUUACUCUUCCCCCUUUCCUUUCCAUCAUCUCUUAAACAUCUACACUGUGCUAAGAGAUAAUCCCUAACCUUAAUGAUCCCACUCUAGUUCACACACAGACACGAGAACAAGUCACAUCUCUGUAACGUGUUACCAGAGAUCAGAGAUCCCUGAUGCACACAGAGGCAUUCUCAGGGUUACUGUAUCAAUGUGUCCAAAACUGAAUUCAUGACUGCUUCUUCCUCUAACACCUCCUGUAUUUCCAUUGUUUCCUUUCCCCGUGAACAUCACCAUCCACUGAUUAGUGCCACCUACCUCCCCUCAUGUCACCUCCCCAGUCCAAUCUGUCACCAAGCUAAAUCAAUUUCCGUCGUUAUAUUCCUACAAGCAACACCAUCAUCUUCACCUGUCACUGUGCUAACUGAUGGGCCAGUCCUCCACUGGGUGCUCUUUGAUUGGAUUUAUCUCAUCCCAGCAGGGAAUGCUCAUUGCACAAAAGACAAGGUUUUCAUAUUAGUCUCUGGUUAAAAUCAUCUCAUGGCUUCUCAUUUUUCUUAGGAUAAAAAAUUGCUAAUAGAGUAAAUCUUAAAAGUUCUUGUCACAAGAAAAUAAAUUCUUUACCUAUGUAUGAUAACAGAUGCUAUGUAGACUUACUAUGGUGAUCAUUUCACAAUAUACAUGCAAAUAUUGAAUCAUUCUGUUGUGCAUCUGGAAAUAACUUCAUUUUGUCAAUGAUACCUCAAUCAAAAAAAUAAAAAAUAAAUUAUUGAUAUGAUUUACCUUA
Messenger RNA from Cervus elaphus (red deer), 2606 nucleotides. RefSeq names its product protein HP-25 homolog 2. Gene Ontology annotation, molecular function: protein binding. NCBI's taxonomy places the organism in Eukaryota, Metazoa, Chordata, Mammalia, Artiodactyla, Cervidae. The record is from RefSeq and is a predicted model, not a curated record. The coding region runs from base 81 to 728 and encodes 215 amino acids. The transcript is spliced from 3 exons.